AUGACUGAUUCCUACUGCUGCCCUUUCCUGGCUAGCCAGCUGACUCUCGCCAUCCCCAUCAUCGCUGCCAUCCUCUUCUUCUUCGUCAUGAGCUGCCUGCUGCGGACGAGUUUCACGGACCCUGGCAUCCUGCCCCGGGCCACUGUCUGCGAGGCCGCCGCCCUGGAGAAACAGAUUGACAACACAGGCAGCUCCACGUACCGGCCACCCCCUCGGACCCGGGAAGUGAUGAUCAAUGGGCAGAUGGUGAAGCUGAAGUACUGCUUCACCUGCAAGAUGUUUCGGCCACCACGGACCUCACACUGCAGUGUGUGCGACAACUGUGUGGAACGGUUUGACCAUCACUGCCCCUGGGUGGGCAACUGUGUCGGGAGACGCAACUACCGCUUCUUCUAUGCGUUCAUUCUCUCCCUCUCCUUCCUGACGGCCUUCAUCUUCGCCUGCGUGGUCACCCACCUGACAUUGCGCUCUCAGGGAAGCAACUUCCUCUCCACUCUGAAGGACACGCCAGCCAGCGUGCUGGAGCUGGUGAUCUGCUUCUUCUCCAUCUGGUCCAUCCUGGGCCUCUCAGGGUUUCACACUUACCUCGUCGCCUCCAACCUGACAACCAACGAAGAUAUCAAAGGCUCUUGGUCCAGCAAGAGGGGCGGCGAGGCCUCCGUCAACCCCUACAGCCAUAAGAGUGUUCUCACCAACUGCUGUGCUGUGCUCUGUGGCCCCCUACCUCCGAGCCUGAUCGACCGGAGGGGAUUUGUGCAGGCUGACGCUGUGCUGCCCUCACCCAUCAGAAGCGAAGAGCCGGCCUGCGGAGCCAAGCCCGAUGCCAGCAUGGAGGACACCUGUCAGGACUUUGCCAUCUCCUGCACAGCCUGAGGGGAGCUAACAGGCCUCUUUGCAGAGGGUUAGCUGGUAAGACCGUAUCUCCCCCGUUGGCCAGCCCUGCCUCGCCCCCCACCCACCAUCUCAUUCAUCCUCAUCGCAUGCCGGUCAGCCCCACGGAGCUCACUCAGCUGUCUGGUGUGUGGUGCAGUGUGCGUGCUGGCAGUGGUAGGGCCCCCAGGGUCCCCCUGACACAGGAGGACGGAGGGGGCAGGCAAGGCUAAGAGAGCCCAGCCAGCCCCAUUCUGGUCUGCAAGAGGUGCUCUCCGUGUGUAGCAGGAGGUGAAGGGUGAGGCGGAGGCUUGGGUGCUGCCCUGGUGGCAUCCUGGUGUACUGGAGCCCUUGGUCACUAACACUGUUAGAUCCUGGCUUCCUGUCCCUGCUGAGCUUUCUCUGACCUGCCCACUUCCUCCCCUGCUCUGCUGCCUCAGCCCCGGCCCCCGAGGGAGAGGCAGCACCUGUCCCCAAGGCCACCUCUAACCCUCUCUCUUCUCCUCCUGUGCUGUCCUGCCGGGG
This is a messenger RNA of Echinops telfairi (small Madagascar hedgehog), 1395 nucleotides long. RefSeq names its product zinc finger DHHC-type palmitoyltransferase 18 (gene ZDHHC18). Gene Ontology annotation, cellular component: endoplasmic reticulum; Golgi apparatus. Gene Ontology annotation, biological process: protein targeting to membrane; peptidyl-L-cysteine S-palmitoylation. The coding region runs from base 1 to 873 and encodes 290 amino acids. The transcript has 9 exons. Gene Ontology annotation, molecular function: protein-cysteine S-palmitoyltransferase activity. The record is from RefSeq and is a predicted model, not a curated record. Lineage: Eukaryota; Metazoa; Chordata; Mammalia; Afrosoricida; Tenrecidae.